AUGAAAAGUGAGGCCCGAGGACUGGGAUCGACCCUGGAGGAACGGCCCCCGGGGCGGGAGUGGCUUACUUCUGUGGACAACCUCAUUUUUAUCACUUCGUCUCUACCUAGGUAUCUCAUGGCUUAUGCCACUCUCCCUGUCCUCCCUUUCGAGCUAUGGGGAUGCAUAUCAUCGUAUCUAUCUAACUCCGACAUCAAGAAUCUCCGCCUCUCAUGUGUACAAUUUAGGAAUGCGUCGAUUCUCCGCAUCGACCGCGUUUUCUUAUCCGCCAACCCACUAAAUGUCCAAGUCUUUCGCUGUAUAGCAGGCCACGACAAAUUCCGUCACGGUGUGACUGAGAUAGUAUGGGAUGAAGCCCGCUUUGCCAGGGGCCCCCACGGAUUCAACGAAUCAGCCGAGGGAAAUGAGAAUUUCUCGGACGAAGACGAACCUGGAAACACUAGAGAGUGGGCCCAGAGAUACGGCUCGUACCCCCAGGAGCGGAUUCUUGAACGACACGAAUUCGAGGACGGAUGUCCAAAGUGGUUCAAACAUGCAUGCGAGGCAAACCUCGCCCUCCUGACACAGCGUAGGGGUCGAGACGUAGACCGUCCCGAUCAUAUCGAGCGUCGAGAGCAAGUUUUCGCACAACCUGCGCUAAGCGAGCGCUGGAAGUAUUACCGGCACUUGCUAGACCAACAAAAGGAUGUGCUGGCCAAUAAUAGUGACGUACACGCCCUCUUAUACGGCGUCAAACAGUUCCCUGCUCUUAAGAGAGUCACUAUCACGCCUUCAGCCCACGGCCAUCUCUUUACUCCGCUCUAUUCUACGCCUAUGAUUCGCGCUUUUCCAAAGGGGUUCAAUUACCCUAUUCCACGGGGAUGGUUGAAUGGCCCAGUCGAACCACCCAUCGCAUACCAUUGGAAAGAAUAUCCCGAACUCAGAGAAAGGUACCGCGGCGUUAUUUCUGUACUACGCGUACUGGCAAAUGAACCGAACUCAGUUUCCGAGCUGGUUAUGUCUUCCAAUCAUCUGCCGACUGGACUCAAUUGUACGAUCUUUGAUCAACCCUGCGAGGAGUACGACAACUUUGCGAUAGUACUGAAAAACCCGGGCUUCCGUCAUCUAGCUAUCACCUUUCUAAUAGGCGGAGAAAGUGAUGAUCAACUCGAUGCGUGCUGGCGAUCAUUUUUGAACGGACGACUUCGCAGUACAUUGGAUGAGGCAAAGGACAUGGAAGAUUUCAGCUUGCAUACUACAGUCAUUAACAAUCCCUACGAUGACGAAUAUAGCGCUGGAUCACCCGAACGUCUCAUUCCUUUACAGAGCUUUAUUCCAGUAGAUAAAUGGCCUAAACUAUGCUGUUUUGAACUAUCACGCUUCCUAGUGACACAGCCCGAUGUCAUAUCGUUUCUUUGUGCAUUACCAAAAUCCAUCCGGUUUAUCAAGCUGAGCAUGCUGAAGUUCCUUGAUGAAGGUGGAGAUUGGCAUGGUUUGCUUCAAGAGAUGCGCACAAAGAUACGUGGAAAUACACUAUGGGCAGACAGAGAUGCGCGCUCGCAACCGGCUGUUUUGAUUGGGCUGAAGCUGCCGAAUCCACAGAUUGGCCGUAUGGUUUGGCUUGAAAAGGAGGUGCAAGAAUAUCUCUACGGAGAGGGACAAAAUCCAUUCUUUGAACGCACGCCGUUGGACAUUCCAUGGGGAAUUGGAAUCCAAAGAGAUGCAUUUGAGCCUUCUUUCGAACGGCCUAAUAUUUCUGGGGUAGAAUUGAGAAACAUGGAGAUUUACGAUAAAAACUGGGAGUACAAUGCCUCGGAUCCGAAAUAUUGA
Messenger RNA from Penicillium verrucosum, 1809 nucleotides. RefSeq lists its product as uncharacterized. The coding region runs from base 1 to 1809 and encodes 602 amino acids. The record is from RefSeq and is a predicted model, not a curated record. Lineage: Eukaryota; Fungi; Ascomycota; Eurotiomycetes; Eurotiales; Aspergillaceae. The transcript has a single exon.